AUGGCGCCCAAGCCCAAGUACCCCUUCCCCACAGUGGACGUGCCCGACCACGCCCACUACACCAUCGGCUCCGUCAUCCUCGCCGUCGGCAUCACCGGCAUGAUCGGCAACUUCCUGGUCAUAUACGCCUUCUGCAAAAGUCGCAGCCUGCGGACGCCGGCCAACAUGUUCAUCAUCAACCUGGCGAUCGCAGACCUGCUGAUGUGUGUCACCCAGACGCCCACCUUCUUCAUCACCAGCAUGCACAGGAGGUGGAUCUUUGGAGAGAAAGGUUGCGAGCUGUACGCGUUCUGCGGCGCUCUCUUCGGGAUCUGCUCCAUGAUCACGCUGACGGUGAUCGCUGUCGACCGCUACUUCGUUAUCACGCGACCUCUGACCUCCAUCGGGGUGUUGUCACGAAAACGGGCCCUCGUCGUCAUCAUGGCGGCGUGGUUGUACUCCCUGGGCUGGAGCCUGCCGCCGUUCUUCGGCUGGAGUGCCUACGUCCCGGAGGGCCUGCUCACUUCCUGUUCGUGGGACUACAUGACCUUUACCCCGUCGGUGCGAGCGUACACUAUGCUGCUCUUCAUCUUCGCCUUCUUCCUGCCGCUCUUCAUCAUCAUCUACUGCUACCUCUUCAUCUUCCGCGCCAUCCGCAACACCAACCGGGCCGUGGGGAAGACAAACGGCAGCAUUCACAGUCAUGGCAGCGGUCGAGACUCCCACCGGAUGCACAAUGAGUGGAAAAUGGCAAAGAUCGCUCUGAUUGUCAUCCUGCUCUACGUCAUCUCCUGGUCGCCGUACUCCGCCGUUGCUCUCACCGCCUUCGCCGGGUACGCAGACAUAUUGACUCCCUACAUGAACUCUGUGCCCGCCGUCAUCGCCAAGGCCUCGGCCAUCCACAACCCCAUCAUCUACGCCAUCACGCACCCGAAAUACAGGUUAGCGUUAGCCAAGUACAUCCCAUUCCUCGGCGCCUUGCUCUGCAUCCGUCCUCGUGACCUCCGCUCGGCCAGCAGCAGCUUCAUGUCGACGCGUCGCUCCACGGUGACCAGCCAGACCUCCGACAUCAGCAGCCAGUUCAGGCGGCAGAGCAACGGCAAGUCCCGCCUCUCCUCCGUCUCCGACAGCGAAUCGGGUUUGACGGACACUGAAGCUGACCUGUCCAGCAUGGGCUCCAGACCAGCCAGCCGCCAGGUCUCCUGUGACAUCAGCAGAGACACCGCCGAGCUCCCCGAAAUCAAACCCUCCUUCAGCUUCAAGUCCAAGAUGAAGAGCCACGACUCGGGCAUCUUCGAAAAGAUGUCCGGUGACACUGAUAUCUCCAUGGCAGGAGUCAGUGAACGCGGCAGCAUCCCAAACAGCGGGGAUCUUGCAGAGGGACACGUGACGAGAAGCACGAUUGGUCGAAUCCCGAGCAUCGUCGUCACCUCUGAGUCCAGCCCCUUUCUUCCCAUCAGUCGAAAAGGUUCCAGCACUGCCCGCUCCAAGACAGCCAACAACACAAAGGCGGGGUCUGGGUAGAGCCCCGCCCCCUCCAGCUGAUCACCUGCAGCCACCUGACCAGCUCACGUCCAGUCAGAUAAUUAGAAGUGUAGAGUUCAAACACACCUGAAGAACACAAGAAAGCCAUUUGAUCAAAGCAAACAUGACGGUGUUGGGUACGGUGGGGACUACGUCAAAGAUUUAUUGGUAGUGGACAGAAUUACUCCUGAUAAAUGUCAAAGAACGGCUGUAGCCAUGAUUAAUAUAGACUGCGACCAGUACCAACUGAACCAAACAGCACUUAUAUUUUUGUCCCAACUAACGUGUAUUAGGUGUUAAGUUGUCAAGAAGACUGUAAUAUGAAAA
This is a messenger RNA of Micropterus dolomieu (smallmouth bass), 1830 nucleotides long. RefSeq names its product melanopsin-A-like. Gene Ontology annotation, molecular function: G protein-coupled receptor activity. The coding region runs from base 1 to 1503 and encodes 500 amino acids. Gene Ontology annotation, biological process: visual perception; G protein-coupled receptor signaling pathway. The transcript is spliced from 10 exons. NCBI's taxonomy places the organism in Eukaryota, Metazoa, Chordata, Actinopteri, Centrarchiformes, Centrarchidae. The record is from RefSeq and is a predicted model, not a curated record. Gene Ontology annotation, cellular component: membrane.